AUGUUCUCCCUACCAAGUCUCGCCCCUCAAGAUUCGCAUAGCAUCUGGUAUACGUCCAAUUCUACCCAUAUCUCUCAACCUAGGGACACACUUCCCGAUCACCAUGGUGCUUCCGCCCAAAAUCAACAUGCAGGGCAAUCCCAUCGGCGACAUCUUGCAGCCCACCGCCAUCCUCUUGCGCGACUGCGUCUGGAUGAAGAAUACAUAGAACGCCGGAAACAGAAUGUACAGAAUUAUGGGAACUCAUGGAUCAAACCUCCUGGCAUCCCCAAGUCCUUAUACCAGCUACGAGAAGAAAAGCGAGAAAUGGAGGAACAUCAAGAGGCAUUAAGACGCGAGGCAAUGGCGCAAGAGCUGGCCGAGGCUGAAGCGGGAGAUGUAGACGGGCUUUUGCAGGGCGAAGGCAUGGACGGCGAUAUGGAAGAAGCAAGGGAUCUAGAUGACGAUGUGCCAGAAGCAGAGACCACUCAAUUAGAAGCAGACGAGGCGGAAGAUUCCGACAACGAGGAUUUGGAGCAGGAUGAGGGUGAUGAGAUCCCAAGAGGGAUACUUGCUUCACGGCUGCCAGAUGAUGUCUACAGAGAGGCUCUUGUUCGUGGUGAAGAGGUUGGCACGACACGCUUCGGUGAUGAAGGGGGCUCGACCAUCGAUGGGGAUGAAUCGCAAAUGCUCCAAGAAGAGGAUCUCGUUCAGUCAGGAGCAGGUCAUCAGGAUAUGGACAUGGACAUGGAUGCAGAUCUUGAUGCCGAAAUCCCCGAAGCCGGAGGUUACGAACAUACCGAUACAGAGGCCGAACUGAGUAGUAGUGAUGAUGAUGAUGAUGAUGAGAGCAUUGAUGCUGGUGUACUUCCCCGUUAUCAGCCAGGCGCGAGCAUGGUCAGAAGCGAUGGGACACAGAAUAGUUUGGACUUAAGCAGCAUGCUAUCAAAUGGAAGUAGCCAAGUAGGAAGCAGUCCGAGGCAAAGGUCAGCUCGUCGAGCACGAGCGUAG
Lachnellula hyalina is the source of this 990-nucleotide messenger RNA. RefSeq lists its product as uncharacterized. Gene Ontology annotation, biological process: anaphase-promoting complex-dependent catabolic process. Gene Ontology annotation, cellular component: anaphase-promoting complex. The record is from RefSeq and is a predicted model, not a curated record. Bases 1 to 990 code for a protein of 329 amino acids. The transcript has 2 exons. Lineage: Eukaryota; Fungi; Ascomycota; Leotiomycetes; Helotiales; Lachnaceae.